Messenger RNA from Closterium sp. Naga37s-1, 336 nucleotides. The record is from the annotation of a GenBank genome assembly. Lineage: Eukaryota; Viridiplantae; Streptophyta; Zygnematophyceae; Desmidiales; Closteriaceae.
AUGGACCAUAGGGUAUCGACUGCUCUGCUCUCCUUCCACAGGAUCGCUGACACAUGCUCGUCCGCGGCUAAGUUUCUCGGCAUCGCCAAGGACACUCUGCAGCAGCUCAACACCGGUGUUAGCUGCUCCUCUCCCUUGCUUGCGUUCCGCUCUCUCUGUGUGGAGCGCGACCCAGCGGCCAGGCCGAGCUGUGAGAAUACGAUAGAGAUUGGCAGCAGGGUGGACUUCAAGCAGGUGGUGGCAUCCCAUGGAGCCACCAUGCUGGACCUCUACAGGCUCAACCCCUGGAUCUCCUUCCGCGAUUCCCUGCGCGACACUGAUAGGGUAAUCGACUGA